AUGCCCUCGUCCUCGGCGCUAUUCUACGGCGGCCUCGCAGUCGCCAGCGCCGCCGUCAUCCAUGGCUAUGCCACUCGCCUUCCCGGCUUCACCGACGCAACCGAACUGCUAAGCACCGAAGCAUGCUUCACUCAGCCCUUCGCGCGCCAUCUCCCCCUUCCUCCCGCCCUCGACCAGGCCGCGUGCGCCCUCGCCUCGGCCUUUCGGUCCGUCCAAGGCCCCGGCCAGGUCUUAGCACACAUCCUCGGCGCUCUCCUAGUCCCAGCGACGACCGUGAUGGUAUACGAGUCCCUGCGUCCCGUACACUCGCUCACUGGAGUGGGGACAUUCGCCCGCCAAGCGAGUAUCUUCAUGCUCAUCGCCCAGGUGUUGGGUGGAGCAUGCUACGCGGCAUUCUUCCUCGCUGCCUCCCUCUCUACCACAGCGGGGGGUCGGGUCGCCCAUAAUCUGGCAAUGAAGGAACCAAAGCCAGGCAAGGCGUUGUUGAGAUACGCUCUUCCCCCUGCCCCGAAAGUUUGGGCCGUCCUAAUCGCUGUUUUGGGAUAUAUCGUGCCAUCCCUCCCACUAAUCGGAGGGUGGGGAUACACGUCCACGGCAAUCUGGCAAAUCUUCCCCCUCUUCGUGCUGCUCCUCGCCGCAGUUUCUCCACCCGUCAUCUCAUCCCUCUUCCCAUGGACACGCACCGACGGAUCGCGUGCGUUCGCCAUCGUCGCUCUCACUGUGAUCGGCGUCAUCCCAUCCGUCGUUGCCCACAUACAGUUCCUCUUCUCCUCCCCUCUCGACGCAUUCCUCCUCCGGUCCCAGCCAGACCCCAAGUCCUUGGGGUAUGCAAUGCACGUGCUCCUCCUUGCCGACCUGGUUGUCAUCGCCGGCGCCAACGCCAGCUACGUGUUGACUGCCGACGGGGGGAGCGGACCUGAUAUCCGCGGCCGGUUCUUGCUGUUUGGGUUGCUGACUUUGGUGAUUGGGCCUGGUGGCGCGCUCGCCCUCAUGUGGGGGUAUAGGGAGAUUUGCCUUUCGUUCGCCUAUGAGCGUAUCAGUCAGGGGGAUGCCGUGCGGAUCGAGGAGGACACGAGCGCUAUCGAAAAGUAG
Cutaneotrichosporon cavernicola is the source of this 1092-nucleotide messenger RNA. RefSeq lists its product as uncharacterized. NCBI's taxonomy places the organism in Eukaryota, Fungi, Basidiomycota, Tremellomycetes, Trichosporonales, Trichosporonaceae. The record is from RefSeq and is a predicted model, not a curated record. Bases 1 to 1092 code for a protein of 363 amino acids. The transcript has 2 exons.